This is a messenger RNA of Neoarthrinium moseri, 1629 nucleotides long. RefSeq lists its product as uncharacterized. The transcript has a single exon. The record is from RefSeq and is a predicted model, not a curated record. Gene Ontology annotation, molecular function: zinc ion binding; DNA-binding transcription factor activity, RNA polymerase II-specific. Lineage: Eukaryota; Fungi; Ascomycota; Sordariomycetes; Amphisphaeriales; Apiosporaceae. Gene Ontology annotation, biological process: regulation of DNA-templated transcription. The coding region runs from base 1 to 1629 and encodes 542 amino acids.
AUGGGCACUCAGGUCGACCGGCCAUCGCCGCCGUCCACCUCACCUACCACAACCCAUAACGACAAUGCUGGUAACAGGAACGACACCUCAGGGGCUAGGCGGGCGUCGGCAGACGAUGCCUCGGGGACGUCGGGAACGGCGGCCAGGCGAGUAAAACGGGCCCAAGUCUCACGUGCCUGCGCGAGGUGCAGGCGGCUGCAAAAAGGCUGUAGCGAAUCGCGACCUUGCCAGCGCUGCAUCAAGACAGGCCUGGCUGAGCAGUGCCUCGCCGGUGGAGGAGGAGGAGGUCCCCCUACGAGCCUGCAAGCGCCGCAGCCGCGCUAUGGGACUGGCACCGUCACCUACGAGCUCAGCACCACCUCGGCCUUGGUCGCCUCGCCUACGCUCUCGACGCUGGGCCUGGCCGGCUCUGCCCACACCAACUUCUCCCGGGAGUCGUUCCAGAGGCAGGCUGACCUGCUGCCCGGAAGGGUUGUGGACUACUGUGUAGAGCGCUUCUACCUGCGUCUCAACCCCACGAUACCGGUUGUGUCUCCGGAGUAUGUCACCGCCCUGCGGAAACGAGUGGCUGAAUCCACCGAGGCCGGCGCUGAAGCAUACUGCGUUCUCGUAGGCAUAUGUGCCAUGGUGCUUUUGCAGGUCGAAGACCCCGAAGCACGGCAAUUUGCCGAUCUGGUGACCGCCGAGACGAAUUCUGCCUACGGCUGGGUUCUCCUGGAGGAAGCGCUCGCUGCACAUCGCCAUCUGGCACGCCGCUCGAAUCCCAGCUACGAGAACGUGCUGCUCACUUUCUUCAUCUACGCCUGUCACGCGGCAUUGCUACACCACAGCCAAGCGUUCUUCUUCCUUCGCGAGACUACGACGUCAUAUCUGCUCUUCAAGCCGGAAGAGUGGCCCGAUACUACGAAGAUCCUAGCCGAGAGACUAUUCUGGGUCCUAGUCGCAUCCGAAAGAGGGCAUGCAAUACGCUAUCGCCGGCCAAUAACCCUCCAAAUUACAUCUGCCAGCCCCACGAUCCCAUCGCUGUCGACAACCACGCCAGACGGGCAGUCCCUGGCUGGAUUCUGCUGCCUGGCCGCUCUCUUCCGCCCGCUGGACACGUCCUUCAUUGCGGUUAUCAAUUCGGAAUCCAUCUCAUGCCCACCUUCACAGGGGUCUCUUGACGAGAUUGAAGGUGACAUCAAUGCUGCGCUGAAUCAAGCAUCCCCAUCCGCAUUACAUCAGACCCAGAAGGCCAACCUACGCGUAACGCAGUUAUGGCUGCGCAUCAUCCUGUGGCAGGUUCGGCUCCGACUAGGCCAUCUGUCGGAAACGGCGAUCGCGAAAUCAAGUCAUACAUAUCACUACCCAUUAGAGGUAGCCAAAGAUCUAGCAUUGAGCACCCGGGAUUUGGAGCUUGAAGCCAUGACUGUGCACGGGGCAGGGCUUACCGAAAAGCUGUUCGACAUCGCGUGCGUGGUGGUCAAUGUGCUGGCGAGAGUGCCUUUGGGCUUCGAGCGACGGUCGGCAGAAGAGGACGUGAGGUAUCUACGAAGUCUGAUCACUGAGCUACCAGGAGGCAAAAUGGUAUACGAGAAACUGAUGAUCAAGCAUUUGAUGGCUGUACUGCCUGGGCUUGUGGGACAUUGA